Molecule: messenger RNA, 8563 nt
Organism: Dicentrarchus labrax (European seabass)
Lineage: Eukaryota; Metazoa; Chordata; Actinopteri; Moronidae
Product: sialoadhesin-like
Exons: 38
Coding region: 251-7420 (2389 amino acids)
Source: RefSeq, a predicted model, not a curated record
AGUAAGAAUCAUUUCUUCAUUUUAACUUGGGAGGGGGUUUACAGGAACUUGUCUGUUCAUGCAUAUUAAUAAUGUAAAGAGGAAGGAAGCCAGGGUGGCUUUAAACAGUCUGAAGUCUGUAUCAACCAUAGAAGAAACAAAUUGUCUACAGAGACCACAUCCUCCUUUUGUGAUUAACUGACGGAUACAGUGUUUCUCAUGUACUGUUUGUGAUCAACCUGCUAAUUUAACAGAGACGUGACGAGCAGCUAUGAGUUUAACUGCAGCAGCGAGUGGAUUCGUUGUCUUCCUUCUCUCUGUACAAGUGGUACAGGGUUGGAAUGAAUGGAGAGUGACUUACACCUCUACUAAGAUCUGUGUCAUAAAGGGAUCAACAGUGGACAUACGCUGCACCUACAGAUACCCAUCCUGGGAAAAUGGCCGUUAUACCAACGUUAAGGAAAGAUUCUGGUUUACUAAAAUGAAUGGAAAUGAUUUUGUGGAUCUGAGAACAGACCCAGAGUAUUCAGGUCGUGUGCAGUAUAUCAGUGAUAACAACAACUGCCAUCUAAGAAUCACAGACCUGAGAAAGAGCGACUCAGCUGAGUACAAGUUCAGAUUCAUAACAAACCAACCAGGUGGGGAAUAUUCUGGUUCACCUGGAGUCACUUUGUCUGUCACAGAUCUCCGGGUGCAGUUCAUCAAAUGGAGAGAGCUGAAGUGUCAUAGCAUUUGUGAUCCACCUUAUUCUUCCUACGUCUGGUACAAAAAUGGUCAGAAAAUUCAGAGUGUAACAUAUAAAUCACUUUUUUCAGACAACUUUGGUUAUGCAGACAGUUAUUCCUGUGCUGUUAAAGAACAUGAGGAUUUCCCCUCUCCUCCAGUGUGUGUCCAUGGUCAAACCUGCAACAGAGUGACUUACACUGACAGAAGCAUCUGUGCUUCCAAAGGCUCAUCAGUGGACAUUUCUUCAACCUACAACAGUUAUACAUUUAACGUUGAAUCUAAAUUCUGGUUCAGUCCUGAACGUAGUCAUCAGUGGCAGAGUCCCUCACAGCCUGAGGACCUCAGUAAAUACUCCCAGUAUGCAGGUCGUGUUCAGGUCGUUGAACGGUUGAGAGGACGCUCCACUCUGAGAAUCACUGACCUGAGAGAGAGCGAUUCAGCCCAGUAUCGCUUCAAAUUCACAGCUGGAAGCUUUGAAUGGAACAGUAUUUUACCUGGUACAACUCUGACUGUCACAGCUCUGCAGGUUCAGGUGACCAGAAUAAAAGUCCAUCAGUCUUAUACUGAGGCAGAGCUGAAGUGUCACAGCAGCUGCAGUCCAGUUGGUCGUCUUUCCUACGUCUGGUUCAACAAUGGAAAGGAAAUCACAUGGCCAAGGACAUCUUCUUAUAAAGCCUGGUUUUCUCACACAGACAUCAUCUCUUGUGCCUUGAAGGGACAUCAAAAUCACCCCUCUCCCUCAGUGUCUGCUCCGAGGUUUGCCUCUGUGUCAGUGAGUCCCUCUGGUGAGAUAGUGGAGGGCAGUUCAGUGACUCUGACCUGUAGCAGUGAUGCUAACCCAGCAGCUAAUUAUACCUGGUACAAGAGAAAUGGAAAUCAAUACCUUCAACCUCCCAGUAAAGAACAGCUUGUCUUCAGGUCCAUCCAGUCCUCUGACUCUGGAGAGUAUUACUGUACAGCUGAGAACGAGCUGGGGAGGAGAACAUCUCAAUACAUCUCUAUUAAUGUGAAAUAUGCUCCAAAGACCUCCUCUGUGUCAGUGAGUCUUUCUGGUAAAAUCAUGGAGGGCAGUUCAGUGACUCUGACCUGUAGCAGUGAUGCUAACCCAGCAGCUACUUAUACCUGGUACAAGGAGAGCAAAAUACUUCAUCGAGGACCAGAAGACAUUUAUUAUUUCACCUCGAUCAGCCCUGAGGACAGUGGGGAAUAUCACUGCAAGUCUGAAAAUGAGUACAACCAGAUCAACUCUUCAUCGGUCUCUAUAGAUGUUCAGUAUGCUCCGAGGGUUCCCUCUGUGUCAGUGAGUCCCUCUGGUGAGAUAGUGGAGGGCAGUUCAGUGACUCUGACCUGUAGCAGUGAUGCUAACCCAGCAGCUACUUAUACCUGGUUCAGGGAUAGCCAAAGGCUGCUUCAGGGACCAGAAAGAAGUUAUCAUUUUACCUCCAUUAAGUCCAAUAACAGCGGGAUCUACUACUGCAAGUCUGAGAAUCAAUAUGGACAUAUAAACUCUUCAUAUCUGUUCAUAAAUGUUCAGUAUGCUCCGAGGGUUCCCUCUGUGUCAGUGAGUCCCUCUGGUGAGAUAGUGGAGGGCAGUUCAGUGACUCUGACCUGUAGCAGUGAUGCUAACCCAGCAGCUAAUUAUACCUGGUACAAGGAGAACCAAACACUGUUUCAAGGACCAGAGCACAUUUAUCGUUUCAUCUCCAUCAGCUCUGAGGACAGAGGGAUCUACCACUGCAAGUCUGAGAAUCAAUAUGGACAGAUCAACUCUUCACUUCAGCUUAUAGAUGUCCAAUAUGGUCCAAAGCUUCCCUCUGUGUCAGUGAGUCCCUCUGGUGAGAUAGUGGAGGGCAGUUCAGUGACUCUGACCUGUAGCAGUGAUGCUAACCCAGCAGCUACUUAUACCUGGUACAAGGAGAACCAAACACUGUUUCAAGGACCAGAGCACAUUUAUCGUUUCAUCUCCAUCAGCUCUGAGGACAGAGGGAUUUACCACUGCAAGUCUGAGAAUCAAUAUGGACAGAUCAACUCUUCACUUCAGCUUAUAGAUGUCCAAUAUGGUCCAAGGGUUCCCUCUGUGUCAGUGAGUCCCUCUGGUGAGAUAGUGGAGGGCAGUUCAGUGAAUCUGACCUGUAGCAGUGAUGCUAACCCAGCAGCUAAUUAUACCUGGUACAAAGAGAACCAAACACUGUUUCAAGGACCAGAAGGUAUUCAUAAUUUCACCUCCAUCAGCUCUGAGGACAGAGGGAUCUACCACUGCAGCUCUGAGAAUCAAUAUGGACAGAUCAUGUCAUCGCCUCUAUCAGUAGAUGUCCAGUAUGUUCCAAAGCUUCCCUCUGUGUCAGUGAGUCCCUCUGGUGAGAUAGUGGAGGGCAGUUCAGUGACUCUGACCUGUAGCAGUGAUGCUAACCCAGCAGCUAAUUAUACCUGGUACAAGAGGAAUGGAAAUCAAUACCUUCAACCUCCCAGUAAAGAACCACAGCUUGUCUUCAGGUCCAUCCAGUCCUCUGACUCUGGAGAGUAUAACUGUACAGCUGAGAACAAACUGGGGAUUAUGACAUCUAACUACACCUCUAUUAAUGUGAAAUAUCCUCCGAGGGUUCCCUCUGUGUCAGUGAGACCCUCUGGUGAGAUAGUGGAGGGAAGUUCAGUGAAUCUGACCUGUAGCAGUGAUGCUAACCCAGGAGCUAAUUAUACCUGGUACAAAGAGAACCAAACACUGUUUCAAGGAACAGAAGGUAUUCAUAAUUUCACCUCCAUCAGCUCUGAGGACAGAGGGAUCUACCACUGCAGCUCUGAGAAUCAAUAUGGACAGAUCAUGUCAUCGCCUCUAUCAGUAGAUGUCCAGUAUGUUCCAAAGCUUCCCUCUGUGUCAGUGAGUCCCUCUGGUGAGAUAGUGGAGGGCAGUUCAGUGACUCUGACCUGUAGCAGUGAUGCUAACCCAGCAGCUAAUUAUACCUGGUACAAGAGGAAUGGAAAUCAAUACCUUCAACCUCCCAGUAAAGAACCACAGCUUGUCUUCAGGUCCAUCCAGUCCUCUGACUCUGGAGAGUAUAACUGUACAGCUGAGAACAAACUGGGGAUUAUGACAUCUAACUACACCUCUAUUAAUGUGAAAUAUGCUCCGAGGGUUCCCUCUGUGUCAGUGAGUCCCUCUGGUGAGAUAGUGGAGGGAAGUUCAGUGAAUCUGACCUGUAGCAGUGAUGCUAACCCAGCAGCUAAUUAUACCUGGUACAAGGAGAACCAAACACUGUUUCAAGGACCAGAAGGUAUUCAUCAUUUCACCUCCAUCAGCUCUGAGGACAGAGGGAUCUACCACUGCAGCUCUGAGAAUCAAUAUGGACAGAUCAUGUCAUCGCCUCUAUCAGUAGACGUCCAGUAUGCUCCAAGGGUUCCCUCUGUGUCAGUGAGUCCCUCUGGUGAGAUAGUGGAGGGCAGUUCAGUGACUCUGACCUGUAGCAGUGAUGCUAACCCAGCAGCUAAUUAUACCUGGUACAAGAGAAAUGGAAAUCAAUACCUUCAACCUCCCAGUAAAGAACCACAGCUUGUCUUCAGGUCCAUCCAGUCCUCUGACUCUGGAGAGUAUAACUGUACAGCUGAGAACAAACUGGGGAUUAUGACAUCUAACUACACCUCUAUUAAUGUGAAAUAUGCUCCGAGGGUUCCCUCUGUGUCAGUGAGACCCUCUGGUGAGAUAGUGGAGGGAAGUUCAGUGAAUCUGACCUGUAGCAGUGAUGCUAACCCAGCAGCUAAUUAUACCUGGUACAAGGAGAACCAAACACUGUUUCAAGGACCAGAAGGUAUUCAUCAUUUCACCUCCAUCAGCUCUGAGGACAGAGGGAUCUACCACUGCAGCUCUGAGAAUCAAUAUGGACAGAUCAUGUCAUCGCCUCUAUUAGUAGAUGUCCAGUAUGCUCCAAAGCUUCCCUCUGUGUCAGUGAGUCCCUCUGGUGAGAUAGUGGAGGGCAGUUCAGUGACUCUGACCUGUAGCAGUGAUGCUAACCCAGCAGCUAAUUAUACCUGGUACAAGAGGAAUGGAAAUCAAUACCUUCAACCUCCCAGUAAAGAACCACAGCUUGUCUUCAGGUCCAUCCAGUCCUCUGACUCUGGAGAGUAUAACUGUACAGCUGAGAACAAACUGGGGAUUAUGACAUCUAACUACACCUCUAUUAAUGUGAAAUAUGCUCCGAGGGUUCCCUCUGUGUCAGUGAGACCCUCUGGUGAGAUAGUGGAGGGCAGUUCAGUGAAUCUGACCUGUAGCAGUGAUGCUAACCCAGCAGCUACUUAUACCUGGUACAAGGAGAACCAAACACUGUUUCAAGGACCAGAAGGUAUUUUUCAUAUCACCUCCAUCAGCUCUGAGGACAGAGGGAUCUACCACUGCAAGUCUGAGAAUCAAUAUGGACAGAUCAUGUCAUCGCCUCCAUUAGUAGACGUCCAGUAUGCUCCGAGGGUUCCCUCUGUGUCAGUGAGUCCCUCUGGUGAGAUAGUGGAGGGCAGUUCAGUGACUCUGACCUGUAGCAGUGAUGCUAACCCAGCAGCUAGUUAUACCUGGUGCAAGAGGAAUGGAAAUCGAUACCUUCAACCUACCAGUAAAGAACCACAGUUUGUCUUCAGGUCCAUCCAGUCCUCUGACUCUGGAGAGUAUAACUGUACGGCUGAGAAUAAACUUGGGAGUAGAACAUCUAACUACAUCUCUAUUAAUGUGAAAUAUGCUCCGAGGGUUCCCUCUGUGUCAGUGAGUCCCUCUGGUGAGAUAGUGGAGGGCAGUUCAGUGACUCUGACCUGUAGCAGUGAUGCUAACCCAGCAGCUAAUUAUACCUGGUACAAGAGGAAUGGAAAUCGAUACCUUCAACCUCCCAGUAAAGAACCACAGUUUGUCUUCAGGUCCAUCCAGUCCUCUGACUCUGGAGAGUAUAACUGUACAGCUGAGAACAAACUGGGGAUUAUGACAUCGAACUACACCUCUAUUGAUGUGAAAUAUGCUCCGAGGGUUCCCUCUGUGUCAGUGAGUCCCUCUGGUGAGAUAGUGGAGGGCAGUUCAGUGACUCUGACCUGUAGCAGUGAUGCUAACCCAGCAGCUACUUAUACCUGGUACAAGAGGAAUGGAAAUCGAUACCCUCAACCUCUCAGUAAAGAACCACAGCUUGUCUUCAGGUCCAUCCAGUCCUCUGACUCUGGAGAGUAUUACUGUACAGCUGAGCUGGGGAGGACAUAUAAAUACAUCUCUAUUAAUGUGAAAUAUGCUCCGAGGGUUGCCUCUGUGUCAGUGAGUCCCUCUGGUGAGAUAGUGGAGGGCAGUUCAGUGACUCUGACCUGUAGCAGUGAUGCUAACCCAGCAGCUACUUAUACCUGGUACAAGAGGAAUGGAAAUCAAUACCUUCAACCUCCCAGUAAAGAACCACAGCUUGUCUUCAGGUCCAUCCAGUCCUCUGACUCUGGAGAGUAUUACUGUACAGCUGAGAACAAACUGGGAAAGAAGACAUCUAACUACAUCUCUAUUAAUGUGAAAUAUGCUCCGAGGGUUCCCUCUGUGUCAGUGAGUCCCUCUGGUGAGAUAGUGGAGGGCAGUUCAGUGAAUCUGACCUGUAGCAGUGAUGCUAACCCAGCAGCUACUUAUACCUGGAACAAGAGGAAUGGAAAUCGAUACCUUCAACCUCCCAGUAAAGAACCACAGUUUGUCUUCAGGUCCAUCCAGUCCUCUGACUCUGGAGAGUAUUACUGUACAGCUGAGAACAAACUUGGGAGUAGAACAUCUGAAUACAUCUCUAUUAAUGUGAAAUAUGCUCCGAGGGUUCCCUCUGUGUCAGUGAGUCCCUCUGGUGAGAUAGUGGAGGGCAGUUCAGUGACUCUGACCUGUAGCAGUGAUGCUAACCCAGCAGCUACUUAUACCUGGUACAAGAGGAAUGGAAAUCAAUACCUUCAACCUCUCAGUAAAGAACCACAGCUUGUCUUGAGGUCCAUCCAGUCCUCUGACUCUGGAGAGUAUUACUGUACAGCUGAGAACAAACUCGGGAAGAAGACAUCUAAAUCCAUCUCUAUUAAUGUGAAAUAUGCUCCGAGGGUUCCCUCUGUGUCAGUGAGUCCCUCUGGUGAGAUAGUGGAGGGCAGUUCAGUGACUCUGACCUGUAGCAGUGAUGCUAACCCAGCAGCUAAUUAUACCUGGUACAAGGAGAAUGAAGACUCACCAAAAACAUCAGGACAGAUCUUCACCAUCACUGACUUCAGACCUGAACACAGUGGGAAUUAUUACUGUGAAGCCCAGAACAGAAGAGGACGCCAUAACUCCACCUUACAUCUGAAUAUUUUAACAGUUUUCCCAGGAUUAUGGAAAUUAGCCGUCAUUGGACCAACUCCUGCUAUUUUCCUGGGUAUCAUAUGGCUCACUAUCUUUGUACUGAUUAAAAAAAAGAGAGCAUCCAAGAAAUCAUUUGAUCCUGGAGAUAGACCAGACAGCAGGGAACAGUAUCCAUUCAAUCAGUCGGAGGAGCAGGAUGACCUUCACUAUGCCAGCGUCCACUUCUCCAACAACCAGGCAGAUCCUGUGUAUGCCAACAUCAGACCAGCUGGACCCCGCAGACACAAAGAGGAAGAAGAAGAGGUUGUUGAGUACGCUGCCGUCAAAUUUAACCGCGCCAUUACUGACCCCAGGUCUAGAGUUCCACAAACUGUGGAGGAUCCAGCUGCACUGUACAGUACAGUCAUCAAAACAUAAAUACAACAGGAAUCUAUAGUCUGUUGAUUUAGGGGAUUCCCUAACUUUCCUCACUCCAUGUGUCGUUGGAAUCGGAAAUGUCUCAACUAUUGGAUGGAUGGUCAUAAAGUUUGGUAUAGACAUUCAUAUCCCGCACAGGAUAACUUGACUUUGAUGAUCCCUGAACUUUUUCAUUAGCGUUAGCAAAUGCUUACACGUUAAUAUAACAUGGUCAAUGUAACAGAUGUGUUGUGUAAAUAGGAUUUAAACCAUUUUAGGGCAGUGUCCCUGAUGCUGAGCCACUUUUCAAGGCAAUCCAAAAGGAAAGAGUGAUCAACAGUGUCAAAAAUGUAACUACCACCAGCAUAAACUGUAAGUCAAAGGUUGUUUCUUACAUUGAUAAGAACAUAUUUGAUGCUAUGACACGCAUGGAAACAUGCAAUCAUUGGGGUGGCUUCAGUGUAUUGGAAUUCUUUCGUUACUUGUUAUAAAUGUAUUUUGCACUGAGAUAAGACGUGCAGUUGAACUAGAAUAGCUAUGUCUGUGUGACCAUAAUUCAUGCACAUGAAUGUCAAUGAGUAGGGCCUCGCUCUUCAAGUUCACACAAGUCCUCACACCCCGCCCAGCAACAACUCUGAGACGUCACAUCAGGCACUGAAGAGUACAGUCCUUGCUGCAAGGAUUGACAGAAUAUUCUUUACUAGAUACUGAAUAGAUACUGAAUUAUACCUGCAUUUACAGAAAGGAACACCACAAAACUCUCUCUCAUUCUGUCUCAUAUAGAUUACAUUAUGAAGUUGAUAUAUAGUCUGCAAAAUAACAGAAUAAGUUCUUUUCUUGGUCAUUUACUGUAUUCACAAUGCAUAGUAAUAAUGUGAAGAGGAAGGAAACCUGGUGUAUUUUAACUGCCUGCUUUCUGUGUCCUGCUUAAACCUCCCGACUACAGAGGACGUUAUAGUUCAAGACAGCUUCUUUCUGAUUGUAGAAGCAUUUGAGACUAAUAUAUCUUGUGUACAUUAAUCGAUUAAUUAACAUUUUCUUAUUUGUUUUAUUGUCAUUGAAGAAAAGAGAUGAGAAGAGCAUUGAACAGCAGCAGUGGGUGUUUUUGUAUUGUCCUCCUUCUCUGUCUAAUAAAUGCCAAAAUGGCCACUUUUCAAGUCUGAA